AUGGCUGCAUCUGUGGAACAAUGGGCAGUCCCACGACUAUCACAGAUUCUCGGGCUGGAUCAGGACUCGGCACAAGCGGUCAUUGCCUAUACAAAUUCAUUAUCAAAACAGGCUGCUGCCGACCAUCUGGCUGAGCUCAUGGGUGGUAGACCACAAGUUCUAGAGUUCAUUACAAGCUAUAACCAGAGGAGACAAGAGCCUUCCGUGUCGACACCUCCAUCAGAAGCCCCGACGAACGCCACGACUCCGCAACCUGCCGGACCAGGUCCGUCCCAAGCACGGCAGCCGCGAAAGAAAAAGCCUCAAAUCCAUGCAUUACCGCCGCGACGGAUUGCAGAUUCCGGUGAUGUUGCUGGGGCUUACCAGAAGCGAAACGAGGACGACUACAUGCCCACGGCGGCACGCCAAAGGCACAAAGACCAGGUUGCAGAUAAUCUUGCACUUCGCCAAAAGCCUGAUGCAACCAAGCUCCCGCUCAUCACUGACGAUGCCUCGCUGACGACGAAGCCAAUCACCUCCAAGGCUCCUCCAUCCGCGGCUGGUCCGUUGAUAUCAGACGCAUUAUCAUCGAAAAAAGGCGGCUCUUCACAAUCGUCCAAGUCCUCGGCGCCUGCCACGAAGACCAAAGUCAACAUCACUGGCGGUACAGCCAUGCAUGGCGCAUCUACUGCUUUAAGUGAUCUUGACUCUGCAAUUCGAAGUCUUGAGUUACAAACAAAUCCUGCAUUUACUACUUCAGCCAUAGAUAAUAAAGAGCGUAUGUGUAAUUGCAUGGCUACAAGACAUCCUUUGCUUGACGUGGCACCAAACUGUCUGAACUGUGGGAAAGUCAUCUGCAUCAAGCAAGGUCUAGGGCCAUGCACAUUCUGCAACACGCCGCUCUUAAAUGCCGACGAUAUCCAAAAGGUUCUUAGGGUACUCAAAGAGGAGCGUGGCGAAGAGCGCAUGAAAGCAAACAACGCCACGCACAAGCGCGCCGACGUCGCACAAGGUAAAGCACGAGCAUACACUGGAAGGGACUUCCUCGCAAACGCCGCCGCGUUAUCCGGACGAAGUUCCGCCGCCCCAUCACCACUCUCCUCCACUGCCGCGACACCAGCAGGCUCGGAUGACGAAGCUGGCGCCAAAGCACAAGCCCAUCGAGACAAGCUUCUCAAUUUCCAGGCGAACAAUGCGCGCCGGACGCACAUCCGGGACGAGGCGGCCGACUACGACAUCCCGACCGCCGGCACAAACAUGUGGGCGAGUCCUGCGGAACGCGCACAGCAAUUGAAGAAACAGCAGAAAGCACUACGGGAAAUCGAAUGGAACGCACGGCCUGAGUACGAGAAAAGGAAAGUCGUUGCUAGCAUUGAUCUGGUUGGAGGGAGGAUUGUCAAGCGUAUGGCGGAGGUCGAAAACCCUGACUUCAACUCUAACGACGACGGCAAGGAUGACGAUGACUAUGCCGCGCCGGUCCAAACGACCGGUGGUGGUGGCGCAUUCAGCCGCAAUCCUUUGGCAUCGGGUCUGAUUCGGCCCGUGGCACGAGAGGCCAAGGGCAAGGAUACGGUGAGGGAGAAACGAACAACUUGGCGUCGUGUACAGAUGGAUGAAGAUGACAAUGAGCAGUGGAUCUUGGAUGGUGGCGUCUACGGGGGAAACUCUGGGGAUCGCGAAUUGUACGCCGAAGAACCUGCGUGUGGAUAA
Molecule: messenger RNA, 1689 nt
Organism: Dissoconium aciculare CBS 342.82
Lineage: Eukaryota; Fungi; Ascomycota; Dothideomycetes; Mycosphaerellales; Dissoconiaceae
Exons: 1
Coding region: 1-1689 (562 amino acids)
Biological process (GO): regulation of DNA-templated transcription
Cellular component (GO): nucleus
Molecular function (GO): zinc ion binding
Source: RefSeq, a predicted model, not a curated record